AUGCCCGCGACACGAGACCUUAUUCCAUAUGCUGAGUACUCCUCGCCUGAUUUGUCCAAAAAACUAACGGUUGACGCCACGUUGACGCAUUCCACCAACGGCAAGACUACCGGUCCAAGUGACCAUGUGCUUGGUGCUGGCGCGGUCGACAACGACAAACCCUCUGAAGCCAAAAGCUCCAGGCUCGGGGCGUUGCGGGGGAUGUUGACAACUCUACAAGACGACGUGAACGAGUUUCUCACACAGAGAAUGAAGGACGCAGAUGCAGCCCACACUAGAGCAGAGGAAGAGGCCGAUUUGGAGAGGCGGGUUCUGGACGAUGGUGUUGAUGAGGAUGAUGAGGAUUGA
Kuraishia capsulata CBS 1993 is the source of this 348-nucleotide messenger RNA. RefSeq lists its product as uncharacterized. The record is from RefSeq and is a predicted model, not a curated record. The transcript has a single exon. Lineage: Eukaryota; Fungi; Ascomycota; Pichiomycetes; Pichiales; Pichiaceae. The coding region runs from base 1 to 348 and encodes 115 amino acids.